Messenger RNA from Tyto alba (common barn owl), 8337 nucleotides. It is a transcript of the gene LAMC2, whose product is annotated as laminin subunit gamma 2. The record is from RefSeq and is a predicted model, not a curated record. Lineage: Eukaryota; Metazoa; Chordata; Aves; Strigiformes; Tytonidae. Gene Ontology annotation, molecular function: extracellular matrix structural constituent.
CGGGAGCCGGAACGGGCGCCUUGUGCUCCCCGGCGCAAGAAAUGGCUGGGUGCUGGCUCCUGCCCCUCUGCUGCCUCGUGGCAGCCCUCCUGCCCGCAGCCCCGAGCGCCAACGGAGGAGAAGUCUGCGACUGCAACGGGAUGUCCAGGCGGUGCGUCUUCGACUGGGACCUCCUGAGGGAGACGGGGAGCGGGUACCGCUGCCUCGGCUGCCUGGGCAACACGGAGGGUGCCCACUGCGAGCGCUGCAAGGAGGGCUUCUUCCGUCAGCGGGAGGACGACUGCUGCCUGCCCUGCCGCUGCCACCCCCGGGGCUCCCUCAGCCCGCGGUGCGACAGCGACGGCCGGUGCAGCUGCAAACCCGGCGUGAUGGGUGACAAGUGUGACCGGUGCCAGCCGGGCUUUGAGUCCCUCUCUGAGGACGGGUGCCGGAGGAGCGGGCAGAGCCCGCAGUGCGAGUGCGACCCGGCUGGCAGCGCGGGGGGCUGCCUCUCCGGCCGCUGUGUCUGCAAGGCGAGCGCUACUGGGGAGCGGUGCGAGAGGUGCAAACAAAGCUUCUAUAACUUGGAUGCCAGAAACCCCGCGGGAUGCUCCCCCUGCUUUUGCUACGGGCACUCAGCUGCGUGCGUCAGUGCGGACAACCACAGCGUCUACAACAUCACCUCCACCUUCCAGCAAGGUGCCGAAGGCUGGCGAGGUGUCCACGAAAACAGCUCUCCAGCCCAGCUCCAAUGGUCCCCGCGCCAUCAGGAUGCCUUCAUAGCGGCGAGGAGAUCGGAGCCGAUUUACUUUGUGGCGCCUGCAAAAUUCCUCGGGAACCAGCAGCUGAGCUACGGCCAGACGCUCUCCUUUGAUUACCGCCUGGACCGAGGGGGACGCCAGCCAUCUCCGCACGACGUGGUCCUGGAAGGAGAUGGCCUGAGAGUCACUGCCCCCUUCUUGCCCCAGGGGAAGGUCCUGCCCUGCGGCGUCAGCCAGACCUACACCUUCAGGUUGGAUGAGCACCCGAGCAGCAAGUGGAGCCCGAGGCUGAAUCACUUUGAAUAUCGCAGGUUGCUGGGGAACCUGACAGCUCUCUGGAUCCGAGCCACCUUUGGGGAGUACAGCACCGGCUACAUCGACAACGUCACCCUGGUGUCGGCGCAGCCCGUGGCCGGAGCCCCUGCUCCCUGGGUGGAACGCUGCCAGUGCCCGGCGGGCUACCGGGGGCAAUUCUGCGAGAGCUGUGCCCACGGCUACCGCAGAGCUGCCCCCGGCCUGGGGCCCUUCGGCAUCUGCGUGCCGUGCGACUGCCAGGGGGGAGGAAUUUGUGAUCCCGACACCGGCGAAUGCUACUCGGGAGACGAAAACGUGGGCAAUAGCGUCGGCUGCCCCUUCGGCUUCUACCGGGAGCCCCGGCAGCCCCACGGCUGCAGGAGAUGUCCCUGCAGCAACGGCCAAGGCUGCUCGGUGGUGCCGGGCAGCGAGGAGGUCGUCUGCGACCGCUGCCCCGCUGGAGCUGCCGGGGCCAACUGUGAGUACUGUGCCGACGGCUAUUUUGGAGACCCAGCGGCUUCCCGGCCCUGCCAGCCGUGCCGGUGCAACGGCAACGUGGAGCCCAACGCCGUGGGCAACUGCGACCGCCGGACGGGCGAGUGCCUCAAGUGCAUCUACAACACCGCCGGCUUCUACUGCGACCGCUGCAAGGACGGCUUCUUCGGGAACCCCCUGGCCCCCGAUCCUGCCGACAAGUGCAGAGCCUGCGCCUGCGACUCGGCCGGCGCCGAGCCCCUGAAGUGCGGGAGCGAUGGGAGCUGCAUCUGCAAGCCUGGCUUUGAGGGUCCCAGCUGCGAAGAGAGUGAGUGCCCGGCUUGCUACGGCCAGGUGAAAGCCCAGGUGGACCUGUACCUGCAGCAGCUGGCGGAGCUGGAGCUGCUGUUCUCCGAGCAGCAAGCUGAUGGUGGGGCCGAGAGCCAGGAGCUGGAGGGGAGGAUGCAACUGGCUGAGGAGAUGCUGCAGACCAUCCUCAGGGAAGCCCUGAGCCUGCAAGCCUCUGACAAGUCUCUGGAGAGCCGCGUGGUCAGGAUGAAGGGGCAAGGGUCCAGCUUCCAGAGCCGCUUGGACGAGAUCAAGGCAACGGUGGAGAGGCUGAGGUCUCUGGGGAGCCAGAACGAGAGGCAGGUUCAGGACACGCGGAGGCUGCUGGGGAGAGCCAGGCUGGACCUGGACCGAAGUGGGGCCACUCUGCGUAAGGUGACCAUUCCUGUUUCAAACCUUCCCGGGGGCUCGAAUCAGUUCUUGAUAUUGGCCCAAGAGGCUCUGAGACUGGCCAACAGCCACGCGCAAGCCGCCAACGCCAUCGAGCAAGCCGCGAGGGCGGCGCGGGAGGACGCGCGGCGGGCGCUGGAGCUGGCACGCACGGCCGCCGGCGGAGAGGCGGCCGCCUCCGCAUCCCUGCUCGGGCUGCUCGGGAAGUACGAGGAGCUGAAGUCUCAGUCUGGAGCCCUGAAGGCUGAGGCCGACGGGAUGGCCGCCGAGGCAGACAGGGCUUAUCAAGGCAGCCUGGUGCUCCUCAGCUCCCUGUCCCGCCUGACGAAGACUGACAUCGGGUCCUUUGAGGGGGAGGCAGCCCGGCUGAAGCAGGACGCCGGUGCUCUCCUGAGCCUGGUGGACACCUCCAUGGCACAGCACAGGCAGCUGCAGAGCCUCGCGGGGCGCUGGCAGGAAGAAAUCAAGCAGUGGCUGCGGAGGGGAGAGGGCGAGAGGGCGAUGCUGACACAGCUGCUGUCCCGAGCCAACCUCGCCAGGAGCACAGCCCUGCAAGCCGUGAGCGCUGGCAACGCCACCUUCUACGAGGUGGAACAGAUCCUGAAGAGCCUCCGGGAGUUUAACCUGCAAGCAGAUGACAAGAGAAGGGAAGCUGAAGAUGCCAUGAGGAGGCUGCCGAUUGUCAGCAGCAUGGUCGCAAGUGCCAGGGAGAAGACAGACCGAGCUGAAGCCACCCUGGGCAGCGCCGCUUCCGAAUCCAAGGCGGCCAGCAGCGCGGCAGGGAAAGCCAAGGAGAUCACCGUGGGGAUCCAGCAGGAGAUCACACUGCUGAAGGUGGAAGCCAACAAGACGGCCGAUGGUGUCCUUGCCCUAGAGAAGGCGGUGGCCACCCUGCAACGUGAGGCCAAGGAAGUGGACGGUGAAUUUGAGAGGAAGCUCUCGGACGUUGAGGCGGAUGCUGCUGUGAUACAGGAGACAGCUCAGGAAGCUCAGAGGGUCCACGCCAAGGCUGGCCGGGCAGGGGUGGUCGUGCAGGAGACUUUGGGCGCCCUGGAAGAGCUGCUGCGUCUGAUGAACCAACCUGGUGCUGUGGACGAGGAUGGCCUGAGGCAGCUGGAGGUGAAUUUUAGUGAAGCCAGAACCAGAAGCAACCAGCUGAAGGAUGAGGUGUCGGAGCUGGAGCAGACAGCCGCGCUGCAGAAGGCCCGGGUGCGGACGCUGGAGAGCAGCAUUGACGAGAUCCUGGCGGAUAUUAAGAACCUGGAGGCUAUCCAGAAGAGCCUUCCUCCAGGCUGUUACAACACAAAAGCCAUCGAGUUGCCGUGAGCGAGCUCUGGAAAGGCUGCAGCGCCUGCCAGGCCGUGAAGGCAGGAGAGCCUGGCCCAGCUGCCCUCCCCAAACCCGGCAGGACCGGCUGCAUUGCGUUGUGUUGAACUGAUCCUUACCCCCAAGUUCAGCGUGGCCACUGAAGUUUGUAUUGUCACGCUGGCCUGGAGAGUCCCUGCUAUUUCAAAGUAGUCCGUCCCUCGGUCACAGGAGGAAGGAGGUGUCCGGUUGAGUGAAGGUGCUACUACGGCUGCCCAACAUCCCAUUCCUACAACAUUUCCGAGGUGCAGAUGGGGGUUGCUGGGUGUCAGCCUUGGGAGUUUGCGUGGUUCAGAGCCUGAAGUUCACAGCUAAAAGAUUCUCCAUCCCCUGUGGAUCCCCUCUCCUGGGCUGGCACACACAGAAGGACUAGAGUCACUGUCCUUGCUUUUGACACUGCCACCACCACCACCACCUCCUCAAGUUUUCCGCGGGGUCUUCGUCACCUUCGGUAGCUCAGGAGGCAGGGAGCAAGCAGCGUGAGGUGGCAGCUGGGGGAGAGAAGGUUUGAUCUGUGACACCAGUGAUGCUUCACGGGGCUUUCUCCUCCCAGCCUGCCCAGUCCUCACCUUGCUGGGAGUGGUGCUGGUGUGGCUUUUGCUGUGGCUUUGGAGAUUCAGCAUCAGAGGCUGCUGCUGACCCUUUUCAUAAAGCUGCAGGUCUUCCAUGGUGCUUCUCAGUGAGGCCGUUACUGUUUUGCUAAAGGGGAAAAAAAAAAAAAAAAAAAACCAAACCCAAACCGAUGCCAGCUGGUUUUGAGAUCAGCGUGAUGUGCUGCAUGGAAGAAGAAGGGGAUCCCAGGUUAGCAGAGGAGGAGAACACUGCUGGGGCUCCUCAAGUGGAAACUCUUCUUACCUGCUCCCUUCAGCCAGGAGGAGAAGGCCUCCUUUUUUCCUCCCGCACUUCUUCUAGAGUCCAAAAGCCCCAGAGGGAUGGCUUUCUUGUCGAAACUUCUCCUCUGCAAGCACAGGUCUCCCUGCCAUCCCCCUUACACACUCAAGCACAACCUUUCCUCCCAAGACCAGUCAGUUUGGUAUCAGGCAGCUUCCUGGGUGUCCCAGGGCCCAGGAAAAGCAAGGUGGUGUCCCCUCUGCACAAGCACCCAGGACCCUGCAGCACUUGUCACAGGAACUUUCUCCAGGGGUCUGCAGCCACAACCUCCCGUGUCUGAGAGCCUGGCCCCAUCCUGCCGGAGUGCCAGCAUCCCCAUUUCAGCUGUUUAAAAAUAUUGACCAUGUCUUGAAUGUGUGUCUGCCUCUGGUUUGGUGCUGCCCAUUUCCCCCACCACCACCCUCCCUCUCCCUCCCGCGUGGUGCUGGAUGUUUCUCAGAGGCUCAAGUAAUUGUCUGCAGGGUUUCCCACCGGACCUCUGAGCAGAGCUUGGAGGAGCUGAAGGCCACAGUGCUCCCGUCACCCACCUGAGGCUUUCCUGUGGGUCCAGCUCUGUUUUGACACCACUCCCAGCUUACUUUAGAUGCCAUUUCAGGGGAAAAAAAAAGAGCCAGCAGAUGCUGGAAGUCAUCUCUGCUGAAGCCCCCUGACCUGUGUGGUGGUGAAAGAAGAGGUGCUGGAUGGAGGAGGACACUUUGGGGGGACACGCUCAGCCCUCAUUAGCUCUGAUUUUCUGAUAAAGCAGCACCCCUGCUUUUGCUUGAUAAGGAUAUACUAAGUAAUAUGUCUGCCUUAUACUUUUAUUGUAUUUUAUUUAAGUGAGAUGUAUUCUUGCCUUGGGCAUGUCUUCCUUCUUCUGUUGUACAGCAUAGGGACAAGUAUUACAGACCUGACUUUAUUUUUCCACAAGCUGGGUUUUUUGAAAGGGAGAAGGUCAAUAAAUAAUGAAUACUUUUGGCUGGAUCUUGCCUACUGGUUUAUUUUCUCUAGCUCCCUGUUUUGGGUGAGUUUGGUCAUUGGCUCUCCCAGCAGCGUAGCUGCUUGUGCUCUUCAUGCUGACUUGGUGUUUGGGCUUUUUUGAAAUGACACCAGUAACAUGGUUUUGUUUUGUUUUGUUUAUUACAUAAUUUAAACAUUUGGCUGAUAAAGUUGUUUGUUGGGUUUUUUUGUUUUUUUUUUGUUUGUUUUGUUUUGUUUUGUUUUGUUUUGUUUUGUUUUUCUCAAUGACUGUUUUUUUCAUAUAGCAACAGAAGAAAAAAAAAAAAAUAGGCUCCAAAACUUUUGACAAAGGUGAAAUUGGUGGCAUGGCAACUUCAACCCCUUUCCCUCCCUCCCCCCUUUUAAAAAUUUUUUUUCAAAAGGUGGUUGAAGUUCAUUUAUUUUUCAACAAAUUGCCCUGUUUAAAAGUGGAGGUUCAAAGACCAAAACCCACCAGCUUCUUCCCACCCCUCCCCUGCACCCUGGAAACCCCGGUCCUCACCUCCCUGGCCAUCACAUGGAUCUUCAGGGAUGAUUUUAUUUUAUUUUUUUUUUUUCCCCAUACCCACCCAAAGACAUUCUCCAAACCAGUCCCAGAGCUGACCGACCCGUUACAAACCCCCCCGCCCCCAUGUCCCACCCCCCGUCGUACUGUGAGUUUUACUGAGCGGAUACACGAAGGCGCAGGUAAGACUAGUAAGACAGAAUAUACUCAUCAUCCGUACCACAACGCUACGUCUCUAAGGCAUGCCGUCCUAACCGCGAAUGGGAUGGGGGCCGGCUGGCUUCCCCUGCGUCCCAUCUCGCGUACCUGAGGGAGGGAGGGAGGGAGGGAGGGAGGAUCUGAGAUGGCUCUCGGACACGCCGCCUGCCUUCCUUCUCCAUCCCCUUUGGUUUUUUGUUUAUUUUUUUUUUUUUCCUUGUGUCUUUUCCUCAGCUAAAACCCACCGUCCUUCCUCCCCCUUCAAAGAAGCACUGCUCCCCCAGGAGGUUAAAAUCCCUCUCUAUGUAUGUUUGUGUUUUGGAGGCUGGUUGCUACCAGUGUUUUUUUCUCCUCCAGCUUGAAGCUAAGAAACAUGGGUGACGUCUGGCAAGGAGAGGAGGCUGCUGUCUGAAAUAACUUCUGUGUUGGGGUGGCGAGACUGAAAAACUGAACAUGUGAGAAGAAUGGGUGGAGAGGAGUCUAGCUUUUGGCUUAUGCACCUUGGGUGUCUCGUGGAUGAGCUGUCCCACCACGGGCACCAGCCCAGCAUGUUAGCGGAGGGAGCUCAGUAGGGUGUUGGUGAGCAGCUCAAGCUGGCUGAAGACCUCCCUGGAGAGGUGUCCCUGCACUCCGAGUCCCACACACUCUCCUCACCCUCUCUGCUUUGGUGCCUCCGUAUCUCCUCAUCCCAUGGGAUAUGUAUGCGACCACCUGGAGACACCAAAGCUGGGGCUGAGGGAUUCAGCUGCUGAAUUUAUGACAGGUCCCAAACAAGCCUCUCCAUGCAGAGGGAAAUCCCUGGUGAGGAAAGACGUCUUCUGGCCUUUGGGCAAGUCACAUCACUUCUGCCUCUCUUGUUUUCCCUUCUGGGAAGGGCUGUGCCCUACUCGAGAAGUCGUUAGCUACUAUUCGUAAAUCCCUGCUUGCUGUAAGGAGCCUGUGACUGUAGGCUGCCUUGUUUUGUCCAAAGCUGCUUUCUAUUACAGAGAUGCCAGCAGCACCCAGCAGCUCACCAAAUUUAGUGCAAUGUCCCGUCUUUGGAGCUUCCAUGAGAGCAGCUUGUGACUCUUUGUAGACGUUUAAGGGAGAGAAAAAAAAAAAAAAAAAUGUAAUUUCAGAUUUUUCCUGGAAACACCCUCCUGGAGGCCUCUCAGCCUUUGGGUGUCUCAGUGCAGCACUGUCCCUUGCUGGGGACCAGCAGCUAGUCACAGCGCUGCCCUAAGAAAGUCAAAAAGCCAGCCUGGGCAAUGGUCGUGCUUUGGGAGGGGGGGGUGGUGGUGUCUAGCCUGGGCCUAGUUAGUCCAAAUUUGUGGGGAGUGGGCAGAUGUGCAUGAGCUGUAGGCAGCAAGGCUAUACCCAAAGCGACAGAGGGUUAGACAGGAGGAAAAGGUGAGGAGUAAAGCAGGACUGUACCUUCCUCCCUGCGGCUGUGACCUUUCCCAGGGGCUGUGCAGGGUCCUCGCACCCGAGGGCUGCUCAGCAGGACAACGGCCUGCUUCAGCAACCCUCCUCUCUGCAGGACUUAAAUAAUUUUCUUUUGCUCUGCGUUACCUGCCCUGCUCUUAAGGCGAGCGUCUCCACUAGGCUCCAGCCCUGGCACCUGGGGGCACGUCACAGGCAAGGAGAGCAGGAGCCUGGCAUGUCCCAAGGGAUGUGCAAAGUAGCCACAGCUGGUUUGGGAGGGGGAAAGUAUCAUGCAUUUAAUAAACUCUACAGGGAGAGGAAGAGGGUAGGAGUGGAGGGAGAAGGGGGAAGUUUACAGGCAGAAAUGGAGAUCUGGAGGCUAGAGGCUGGGGAUGGACCCAGCCCCCACAAAGCUCAGCCAGGUUCGGGGCAAAUUCUCACCGGAGGUUUUGGGUCACCACCUGCUUCUUUCUCCCUCGUUUCUUGGCUUCAUAAAUGGCAGGUCUGUUUCUAGGUGCUGUGGGCUGUCUCCUCCGACACUGGGUCAGAGUAGAGCAUCACCCCAACUCCACUUGCCCGGGGGGUGGGUUGGGUUCACUUGCAGCCGAGGAAAAGUGAGACAUGCCAUUCCCCCCUCUAGCAAUGCUUUGGCAGCGAUGCUUGCCAAGGCCUCUGCUCCCCAUUCAGAAAUGCCCUCUCCAUGAUUUUUCAGGGCCAGGAGGAGGAUUUUGUUAACGGGUUGUCCUACUG